Aspergillus mulundensis is the source of this 1272-nucleotide messenger RNA. RefSeq lists its product as uncharacterized. NCBI's taxonomy places the organism in Eukaryota, Fungi, Ascomycota, Eurotiomycetes, Eurotiales, Aspergillaceae. The record is from RefSeq and is a predicted model, not a curated record. The transcript is spliced from 2 exons. Bases 1 to 1272 code for a protein of 423 amino acids.
AUGUCGGCAGGACGCAAGGUCUUCCACUGUGCCGUGGACGAAACGGCACUAACGACGAACAUCAGCGAGAUCAAAAAAUGGGCGACCAACGGGGCUAUCACUCUCAUCGUCCCUCUUUACACUCUCGAGCGCCUUCAUGCAUUGAAGAAAGCCGGGUCGCAGGUCGCCAUCAACGCUCGAGAGGCGGUCCGUUUCCUUGACCGUGCAACCUCGGAUAAAGGCAACGCUGCUUCCGAGAGAGUCAUAUUGCAAGGGCCGAUGGAGCAAUUUGAAAACUGGAGUGAGGCAGAGAAGUUUUUCUUGCCGGAAUUCGAGGAGGAGCCAGAAGCUGCCGGGGCUCCCGUUUCGGCCGGCGAGCCGACUCAGCAGGACAAGCGCGUGGGAAAGGAUGGUGACCGCAGGAAGAGCAAUGGCGCCACCGACGAACUUUCGCGGAUGCUGCUCAGCAAGCUGAACUUCAAAAAGGAUUCCGAUGCCGUCUCAAUCACCUCUACGGGCACUCACAGCGGCCCCGCCUCCCGGCCGUCCUCCAGGAGCUCUCGGACAAGUCCAGAGUUUGCGAAUAGUCAUGCUACGAAUGGGGACGAAGCGAAGGACUUUAAGAACAAGGGACACCGCCGCACCGCCUCCGGUUCUACUAUCCCUGUGGUCCCGCCCGUUCUGCGGCCUUUGAUCAGUGCACUUCUAUGGCAAGUGCACAAAAGUCCCGAUGCUUCCAAUGCUGCGAAGACGCCUAUUCUAAUCAGCAACGACCGUAAUACGCAAAUCUGGGCGCAGAAGUUUGGCAUCGGCGCCAAGAACAUCCACCAGCUGCGGACUUCCAUUCAAUACGAGGAAAGAGAGUACAAGAACCGAUGCAAAUACGUUGAGAAAACCCAGACCGCAGAGCCAAAGCCUUUGCUCUCUUACGAAGAAGAGAGCGACGAGGACGAGCUGGUGUUCGUCCCCCGCGGUCGCGGCAAAGGUGCAUCGAAAAAUGGUAAUUCCCGUGGGGGCAACAACCGCAAAGCCUCAGCGCCAGCAAAGCCUGCUGUGCAGCCUCUGGAGACCACGGUAGAGAUUCCAACCCAGCCGAUCGACCCGAACUCAUUCAGCCGGUCGCUGGGCGUGACCCCGAAGCCGAAGCAGGCGACGGUUGAUCUGAGCACCCAGGCUGGUGCUUCACGUGGCAUCGCAGGCGCCUCGCGGAACAAUGGAAACAGUCGGCGCGGUCCCGCGCGUGGACCAUCCCGUGGUGGCAGCCGUGGUCGUGGCAAACUCUGGGUUCCUUGA